Messenger RNA from Helobdella robusta, 1839 nucleotides. RefSeq lists its product as hypothetical. NCBI's taxonomy places the organism in Eukaryota, Metazoa, Annelida, Clitellata, Rhynchobdellida, Glossiphoniidae. The record is from RefSeq and is a predicted model, not a curated record. Bases 1 to 1746 code for a protein of 581 amino acids. Gene Ontology annotation, molecular function: protein binding. The transcript is spliced from 6 exons.
AUGAGUAGAAGAAAACAAGAAGAGGAGCAGUUUUUUAAAGCCUGCCAGCAAGGUCGAAUCAGGGCGGUGCAAGAAAUUUUAUCGAAGUAUUCAUCGAAGGCCGAAGAACUCGUCAACUCUUACUCCAUUGAUAGGAAAACAUCUCUAUAUUACGCCAUUUCUAUAAAUAGCUUCCCACUGGUUCGUCUGCUAAUAAAACACGGAUCGAACGUGAACCGACCCAGCAGCGUCUUUUACGGUCGGGAUUGUUGCAGUCCCAGUUUCGAGAGCUGUGAGGAGCCGCCUGUCGUAACGGCCGCCAGGAUUGGGGCCACAGAAAUACUAAGAUGUCUUCUACGGAACGGUGGUUCAGUUAACCAGCAGUCUGAAGUUCUAUCUAGUCACGCCAACUUUACUACAACUAACAACAACAACAACAACAAAGACAAAAAACGUUCCAGAAACGAUGACGAAAAUUCCCGACUAAAUAAUACCGACCUGAACCGAUCAUCAAGUCAACAAUCAUUAACGGAUAUCAUGAAUGACAUCGGUAUUUCGCCCGGUGUCGAUAACGGUAUUUCAACCGGUAGUCGACCGAAUGAGUACCUCUUAAGAAGUCACCCUGCUAACCGAUCAAGACCGUCGAGUCAGUGCGGUUACUUCGGUAUGAGUGCCCUGCACAGCGCCUGUGAAUCGGCUCAGGUUGAUAUAGUCAAGUUGCUCAUAAGCAACGGAGCUGAUGUGAAUGCCGAAGAAGGCAAGAGGCAAGAGAAGCCGCUGCACAUCGUCGCCAGAUGUCAGCCGAGCACCUGUCCCCAGCAGUGCCAGAUAUUGGAAUUACUCUGCUCUCUGGGGGCUACCACGAACUGUCUGAACCGGAAAAAACAUUCCCCUCUCUACAUCGCCUCCCUUUAUGGCUGUUCCAAGAAAGUUGAAUGCCUCCUACAACACGGGGCAAAUCCGAACCCUUACAACUUUCACCCUCGUAAAUUAUCCGGAUUAAAUUGUUCAGAUUGGGGUGGGUACGGGUCAGCCAUUCAUAUCGCUGCGUACAAGGAUUACCUACAACUUGCCAUCACGCUGAUCAAUAGCGGGGCCGAUAUCAACUGGAAGAAUCAGAACGGGAUGACACCGCUGCGGUUGAAUGUAGCGGUUCGAAAUAAAAGUAACAUCGCCGCCCUCCUCAUAUUUCACGGAGCUCUGUUGAACGGUCAGAGCGAGUACUUCAGAAACAUCUCCCUUUUUCAUUAUGAAGGUUUAAUGACUGCCAACCAACGUUUCCCAUUAUCAAAUAGUCCGCACUUAUCGAGUCGUAGUUCACGGAGUAUGCAACAAAAUGCUGAAUGGAACAGUUCGGAUUUGAGCUUGCUUUCGGCGUGCAUACUGAAACCAAGGCUGGAUUGCGAGAGUCUGGCGAUAUUGUUGAUCCAGGCUGGUUACGAUUUGAAUCAAGAUCCCUGGUUGAGCUUAUACAACGUUGGAGAUGGGACCUACGAUGACGAGAGGACGGUUUCCCCGGCUGAAUGGAGAGUUACUAGGUUGUGCAGAUGGCUUCGAACUAGGCAGCAAACAGUUAGAUCUUUAGCUGAAAUCUCAAGAGCAGCUAUAAGAUUUUAUUUAGUAGGUUCUAGUAACGGGGCCUCCAUUGUGAAUAAUGUAAACUAUCUACCGCUGCCAAUCGGUUUGAAGAAUUUUGUGCUGCUGAAGAAUUUGUCUGGCCACAAUAUAGAGCCUGCAAUUUUCGAGUGUUUGAAUGAAUUACAAUAAUGAGGUUGAUGUUUGUAUUAGGAAUAUAUUUUGUUUUGUUGAGUUUUAUAUUUUUGCUGUACCAUAGUUAGAAAAUAAAUUUUCAUUUGAAAA